AUGCAAAUACACAACAAUUCAAUAACAUUUCAAUUACUAUCAAUGAUAGCCAUAUACAUAAUGAUAUUCAGUUGUUCACAAUUAGUUAAAAGUCUCAAUAUGAAUAAUUUGAAAACUAAUUUUGGUAAAGUAGCAGGUUUUGAAAAAAAAAUUGGACAAGGCAUUCAAUCGAUAAAUGGUGCAUUAGGAACAGCUAAUUUGUUAAAUUUACGUAAACGUCAAUUACAAAUGAAAGGUGGAUAUUCAUAUGGGCAACAACAACAACCAAUGGGAACUAAUUCUCAAUCAUUUGGUUCAUUUAAACAACAGAAUGGUUAUGGUCAAUCACAAAUGAUUAAACGUCGACAAUUAUCGAAUUCAAUGCAAGGUUACUAUUCACGUGGUCAGCAGCAGCAACGUCAACAGUCUCAAAAACAACAACAGCAUCAGCAGCAACCUCAACAACAAUAUUACUCGUCCAGUACAAUGAAGAAACGUUAUAUGAGUGGAAAAAUUAUGCAUCCUAUACCGAAUGCUUAUUAUAAACUACCUAAAAUUUAUGAUUCUAUAGAAGAAAUGAAGGAAGGAAAUGGACAAAACGGUUGUGGACCAAAUGGAAUGUUUAGUUCUGAAGAAGGUGAACUUUCUGAAGAACCAGUUUUAGGUGAAGUAGUGAAACGUAAAAUGAAUUAA
Schistosoma turkestanicum is the source of this 672-nucleotide messenger RNA. The record is from the annotation of a GenBank genome assembly. Lineage: Eukaryota; Metazoa; Platyhelminthes; Trematoda; Strigeidida; Schistosomatidae.